AUUCUUUAGGAGUUCAAAAGUACAAAGCUGUGUGGGAAGCUUGCUCUUUUUAAAUAUUUUUUCAGAGGUUAAAAAUUAAAUUUCAAAAGACUUCCUGGGAUAGACAGUCUUCUGCAGAGACACACACUCGUAACACCCCCAACAUGAAGCGUGUUCACGUUGUUUUGUUAUUUCUGUGCUUCUCCUUAAGUUCCUGUGAGGGUAGAGAUGGAAAACACCGGAAAAACCAGCUGACAAAGAAACACGAGCUCCCUUCAGCACCAGCUGUCACUCAGGAGAACCUGGUGGAUGAAAAGUGUCUACUGAACAAAUUCACACAUCGCUCCUGCAGCAAAGUCUUCUGCCAGCCCUGGGAGAGGUGUGUGGAUGGGACCUGUACCUGCAAACUCCCCUAUCAGUGCCCCAAGAAUGGCACCCCUGUGUGCUCAACCAAUGGGAGAAGCUACCCAACUUACUGCCAUCAAAAGAGUUUUGAAUGUCUUCGUCCAGGGACUAAGUUUUUAAAUAACGGAACAUGCACCACUAAAGGAGGAUUUAGUGUUACCUUAAAUUAUGGAAAUGUAGAUUCAGGGGGAAUUGUUAAAGUAAAACUUGUGGGCCAAGACAAGGAAAUGUUCAUCUGUAAAAACAGCUGGGGCAUGGUGGAAGCCAACGUGGCCUGCUUUGACCUCGGCUUUCCACAAGGUGCUCUUCAUACUCAAGCAAGGUUUUAUUAUCCUGAAGAUCUCCGUAUGAACUCCACAGAAUGCUUGCAAGUGCACUGUCGGGGAUUUGAGACCACUUUGGCUGAGUGCACUUUUUCCAAGAGAAGAGUUCUGGGUUACCAGGAUUUAGCCAGUGUGCUGUGUUACACACCAGACGCAGAUCUCCUGCCAAGGGAGCCCUUUCAGUGUGUGAAUGGGAAGCACAUUCCUCCAGAGAGAGCCUGCGACGGGGUCAAUGACUGCGGGGAUCAAAGUGAUGAGCUGUGCUGUAAAGGGUGCCAACACGGAAGCUUCCUCUGUAAGUCGGGUGUCUGCAUUCCAAACCAGCACAAAUGCAAUGGCGAGGUAGACUGCAUCACAGGCGAAGAUGAAGUUGGUUGUGAAGAGUCACAUGAUAGACGCAUCCAUGCCACCACCAGGUCCAGGACCUCCCAGGAUGGGCUCUUACGAACAGGAGCUGCACACCCUGAGGUUCAAGAAGAAAUAGAAAUUUUGACUGCAGAUAUGGACACAGAAAGAAAACGGAUAAAGUCCUUAUUACCUAAAAUAUCCUGUGGAGUUAAAAGACCUGUGCACACUCGGCGGAAGCGAAUUGUGGGAGGGAAGCCCGCACAAGCGGGCGACUUCCCAUGGCAGGUGGCAAUCAAGGAUGAGAAUAAAAUCAACUGUGGGGGAAUUUAUAUCGGUGGCUGCUGGGUUCUGACAGCUGCACACUGUGUCAGACCUAGUAAAGCUCACCAUUACCAAAUAUGGACAUCACUCAUAGACUGGAUAAAACCUAACUCUGAAGUAAUUGUUGAAAGAGUGGAAAGAGUUAUUGUCCACGAAGCCUACAACGGAACUACCUAUCAAAAUGACAUUGCUUUGAUUGAAAUGAAAAAACAUUUCAACCAGAAAGAAUGCAUGUUCUCUAAUUCCAUCCCUGCCUGUGUCCCCUGGUCUCCGUUUCUAUUCCAACCUAAGGACACUUGCAUCAUUUCCGGCUGGGGUCGAGAAAAAGGUAACCAAAAAGUCUAUUCACUUAGGUGGGGUGAAGUUAACCUACUAAGCAACUGUUCUCAGUUUUACCCAAAUCGCUUCUAUGAGAAAGAAAUGGUGUGUGCAGGCACAGCUGAUGGUUCCAUUGAUGCCUGUAAAGGGGACUCUGGGGGCCCCCUUGUCUGUGUGAAUGCCAACAAUGUGACUUACGUGUGGGGCAUUGUGAGUUGGGGUGAAAACUGUGGACAGCCAGAGUUCCCAGGCAUUUACACCAAAGUGGCCAAUUAUUUUGACUGGAUUAGCUACCAUGUGGGAAGGGCUCUUAUUUCUCAGUACAAUGUCUGAAAUUGUGAUCUUUCUACCAGAAGUUUCACUUUAAUUGAAGUGAAACUGUAAACUCUGCUUUCUUUCCAGAAAAAAAAUGAAACAAAUUUUACUAGGAACAGUGUUGUUAAAGUUCUCAUCAAAGUGUUUGCUGUAUCAAAAUUUUGCUGUGUAAUUCUCAAAUAAAUAUUUUGGUCAAACA
Messenger RNA from Chinchilla lanigera (long-tailed chinchilla), 2208 nucleotides. RefSeq names its product complement factor I (gene Cfi). The coding region runs from base 144 to 2027 and encodes 627 amino acids. Gene Ontology annotation, molecular function: protein binding; serine-type endopeptidase activity. Gene Ontology annotation, biological process: proteolysis. Gene Ontology annotation, cellular component: membrane. The transcript has 15 exons. The record is from RefSeq and is a predicted model, not a curated record. NCBI's taxonomy places the organism in Eukaryota, Metazoa, Chordata, Mammalia, Rodentia, Chinchillidae.